This is a messenger RNA of Hemicordylus capensis (graceful crag lizard), 723 nucleotides long. RefSeq names its product small nuclear ribonucleoprotein D2 polypeptide (gene SNRPD2). Gene Ontology annotation, molecular function: RNA binding. Gene Ontology annotation, biological process: RNA splicing; spliceosomal snRNP assembly. Gene Ontology annotation, cellular component: U4/U6 x U5 tri-snRNP complex; U5 snRNP; U1 snRNP. The transcript has 3 exons. Lineage: Eukaryota; Metazoa; Chordata; Lepidosauria; Squamata; Cordylidae. The record is from RefSeq and is a predicted model, not a curated record. The coding region runs from base 151 to 507 and encodes 118 amino acids.
CUUUUCUUACCUCUAUGAAGCGCGCUCGGGAAGGCCGGAAGGACACAAACACGAUUCGGGUAACCCGGAAGCGGAAGGCCAGGGAAAGAACCGCCGCGGAAUAGUUGCACGCGCGAGUCGGAGGGCGACGGGAAAGGGAACGGCGGCGUCAUGAGCCUCUUAAACAAACCCAAGAGUGAGAUGACCCCAGAGGAGUUGCAGAAGCGAGAAGAGGAAGAGUUCAACACAGGGCCCCUUUCUGUCCUCACACAGUCAGUCAAAAACAAUACUCAAGUGCUGAUCAAUUGUCGCAACAAUAAGAAGCUUCUAGGGCGUGUCAAGGCAUUUGAUAGGCACUGCAACAUGGUGUUGGAGAAUGUCAAGGAGAUGUGGACAGAGGUGCCGAAGAGUGGGAAAGGCAAGAAGAAAUCUAAACCUGUCAACAAGGACCGCUACAUCUCCAAGAUGUUCCUGCGUGGGGAUUCAGUCAUCGUGGUGCUGAGGAACCCCCUUAUUGCUGGCAAGUAAUGGGCUGUCAAUGGCUGUGGAUGCUUCACAGCCUGACCAACAGGAUGUGUUCUUCAGGGUCGCCUCCAAGAGACUGAGUAAAUGCCAAUGGGCCUUUCCGAUAAACAGUGCUUGUGUACUAAGGAUGGAUAGUCUUAUUCCCCCCCCAACACAUGGCUAUGUUUUUCUGUGUGGCUUGUUGACCUCCUUUUUUGGGUAAUAAAUGUUUUUGUUUAA